Messenger RNA from Cynoglossus semilaevis (tongue sole), 1869 nucleotides. RefSeq names its product AN1-type zinc finger protein 3-like. Gene Ontology annotation, molecular function: DNA binding; zinc ion binding. NCBI's taxonomy places the organism in Eukaryota, Metazoa, Chordata, Actinopteri, Pleuronectiformes, Cynoglossidae. Bases 296 to 1060 code for a protein of 254 amino acids. The transcript has 6 exons. The record is from RefSeq and is a predicted model, not a curated record.
GGUUUAUCCCUCUCUUCAGCUGAUCGGCCCAGAGGAUUCCCCGGUGGCUCCGUCCGUCUGAGGCUCUGAUGGCUCCGCUGUCCUAAUGUCGAUUUAAACUAUUUUCAUUUGACGGAGUCUGAGCCGGUCGUGUCGGCAGACCAGUUCAUCCGCCCUGUAACAUUAAUAAAGGAUAAUCUAACUUGGGUAUCAACACAUUGGUCCACACAGCCAGGGGAUCUAUAGGUAAAGACGAGGCCUUCGCUCCAUCCGCGGAUUCACCUGCUUCGAGGAGAGUUUCACGCCGAGGACAGACAUGGGGGACACGGGGAGCGAGGGCAGCAAGCCUCCGAGUAACGUUAACGUUAUACCGCCUCGCUGCCCCUGCGGAUUCUGGGGGUCAAGCAAGACUAUGAAUCUUUGCUCCAAAUGUUUUGCAGACAUUCAGAAGAAGCAGCCAGACAGUGAUUGUGCCCCAAAGGCCACGUCGAGCUCUGGCAGCAGCCAAGCAGACAUCUUCUGUAACAACGCAACUAGCAGCAUUAGUCAGUCACUGAUACCGACGCCUGACACAUCAGAAGACCCACCACCGGGAGACGUGGGAUCUACAUCUCUACCUGCUCAGGAUGAAUCCAGCACAGACACAGUCUUUGGGUCACUCUCCACUCCCACAAAACGCUCCUGUGACUCAGCCUCAGAGUCGGAAAGUGAUGUCUCACCGGAGAAACGAACACGGCUGGGUGUGGUGCCACACAUUCUUGAGUGCUCCUCCUCCUCUUCAUCAUCAUCAUCAUCAUCUUCUUUGUCUGCAACAUCAUCCUCAUCCUCGUCUCGUGGCGGCUCAAAACAGCGGAACCGCAAGCGCUGCCAUCGCUGCCAAACCAAACUGGAACUGGUGCAGCAGGAGCUGGGUUCCUGUCGCUGCGGUUAUAUCUUCUGUAUGCUCCAUCGGCUCCCUGAGCAACACGACUGUAUGUUUGACCACCUGGGCCGCGGCCGCCAGGAGGCUGUUCUAAAGAUGGUUAAACUUGACCGUAAGGUGGGCCGCUCGUGCCAACGCAUCGGGGAGGAGUGCUCCUGAAAAAAAUCUCAGUGAACAGAUGGUGUCUUAGCACUUACAGGGAUUUUUUUUGGCUCGCCCUUUUUUUUUUUUCAAUAUUUCUGCAGUUUUCCUGGUAACAGACACACGUUGUUUUCUUUAAACAUUUUUUCUUUGUCCCACUUCUUCCCAUGGUAAAUUUGACCCAUGUUUGGCUUGAGUUGUGUCCCGUUUGCUGAGAUGCCUUUUGGAAAUAACCCACACACAGGAACAAAAAAAAAAGAAGAAAAAAAAAGCAAUUUGAGCAACGUAAGAGACAUUGUUGACAAUUCGCAAGCUCCUCACUUCACAAAUGUCUUUUGUCGUGAGAAGGAAUGAAAGGACAAAGAGAUGCAACUUUUUGCCCUGGACACAGACUAUACUCUUUACCUCAAAAAAAAAAAAAAAAAAAGAUAACAGCAACAUAAGAUGAGGACGUGUGUCGGAUGAAUACUCCUUAUGUACACUUUUGCUUCGGCGCUGUUUAUAGACUAUUCUUUACCUCAAAGUCAGUCAGAGCUGCUUUCCACUCUGCACCAAGCAUGGACCUUGGGAAGCGAACCAUGUUCUCCAGCCUCAGUGAAGUCUGUGUCUUACCCCCUGGAUGUCCUCAGAACAGCUUCAUCCACCUCAGGAUAUCACAGCCCACUCCCCUUCUCUCCUUUUUCACCUGUUGCCCCCCCCCCCCCCACCCGCUCCGUUCCGUUGUUGAAGGUUUGCUGUGAACUUGUUUCUGCCAGCAUUGGACGAUGAAGCUGGAGUCGAUGGCUGUAGACUGACACGCAGAAUAUUUGAGUGCGAUCUUCCAGCUU